Messenger RNA from Drosophila ananassae, 1456 nucleotides. RefSeq names its product facilitated trehalose transporter Tret1. Gene Ontology annotation, molecular function: transmembrane transporter activity. The coding region runs from base 91 to 1440 and encodes 449 amino acids. NCBI's taxonomy places the organism in Eukaryota, Metazoa, Arthropoda, Insecta, Diptera, Drosophilidae. Gene Ontology annotation, cellular component: membrane. The transcript is spliced from 7 exons. The record is from RefSeq and is a predicted model, not a curated record. Gene Ontology annotation, biological process: transmembrane transport.
GCGACAGAAGCCCAAGUAUGACAGACACUAUUAGCGUCAUGAUUACUUAGAAUUAAAAUUCAAAAACAAAACAAAAAAGUUAUAAAAAAAAUGUCAGGAUGGCAUCGCUGCCGUUGGCAAAUCAUAGCCACAUUGGAAAUGGGCAUUAUGAUGCUAGCACAUGGCAUAAUACUUGGUUGGUUUUCUCUGAUGUAUGUCUACCUUUCGUCCGACGACUCUCCACUUGACGAAAAGCUCACCGUCCAUCAUGGGUCUUGGAUCGGCAGCAUCCUUGGAAUAGGAAGUUUAUUUAUAAAUCUAUUUAUGGGGUUCCCCCUUGAUCACUAUGGUCGAAAGCCGAUAAUGUACUUUUUAGCUGUUCCACAUGCUAUCCAUUGGAUUCUUAUCUACUUUGGAACAAAUGUAAUAUACCAUUACAUGGCUCGGUUCUUGGCAGGAAUUUCUGGUGGCGCCGGUAUUGUUGUGUUUCCAGUAUUUGUAGCGGAAAUUUCUGACACCAACAUCCGUGGGGCCCUAGGAUCCUCGAUCAUUCUCUCAAUAAGCAUUGGAAUUCUUCUUGGCUAUAUUUUCGCUACUUUCAUUGAGUACAAAGUUCUUCCCUGCAUAGCUUUGCUUCUCCCCAUUAUAUACACAAUAUUAAUAAUAUUUCUACCCGAAACGCCAUUGUUUUUGCUAAGAUGCGGCAAGACGGAAAAGGCUGAAAAGUCCUUUUACUUUUACAAGAGCCUUUCUGUAGAAGAUCCCGAAUCUAAGAAGGAGUUUAAAGAAUUUGCGGAAGGACUUGUUUUCGAUGGGCCGGUCGAAAAAGCGACUGUCAAAGACUACUGCAACAGGGAAGCGUGGAAAGCUUACGGACUGAUCUCUUUGCUUUUGUUCACCCACCAAAUGUCGGGAAACUUUGCCAUUUUAACCUAUGCCACUACCAUUUUCGAUAAUCUUAACAGCAAAUUGGAUUCGAAUCUCUGCACCAUUAUUCUCGGGGUGGCUCAACUGCUGGGCAUGAUUCUAGCCGUAUUUGUGGCGGAUCGCGUGGGUCGACGCUUACUCCUCCUAGUCUCCUUGGGCGGUAUGGCUCUGGGGGAGCUGACCAUUGCUGGCUUAAAGUUUUUCGCAUCCAAAGAGUUUCUGAUGGAGAAUGAAUGGUGCGGACUGGCAACCAUGUGUUUUAUAAGUUUCUUCUCUUCUAUUGGUGUGGCAGCUGUAACAGUUUUAAUCGUCGUUGAGAUUUUGCCAAUUAAGAUCAUUUCGGUUGGCACUUCAAUGAGCAUGGCCCUGCUCAGUAUUUUGAUAUUUAUGACUCUAAAAAUAUAUCCUAUGAUUAUAGAAGAUCAUGGUCUGGGUGCCACUAUGAUUAUGUCCGCGACUGUAUGUAUCCUCUCGUCCAUAAUACUGGGUAUAUUUUUACCAGAGACGAGUAAUAAACAUUUUAAUAAAGUUUAAUUUUAUCAAACAGAAA